Talaromyces proteolyticus is the source of this 1482-nucleotide messenger RNA. RefSeq names its product Alpha/Beta hydrolase protein. The transcript is spliced from 4 exons. Bases 1 to 1482 code for a protein of 493 amino acids. Gene Ontology annotation, cellular component: trans-Golgi network. Gene Ontology annotation, molecular function: serine-type carboxypeptidase activity. Gene Ontology annotation, biological process: apoptotic process; proteolysis. Lineage: Eukaryota; Fungi; Ascomycota; Eurotiomycetes; Eurotiales; Trichocomaceae. The record is from RefSeq and is a predicted model, not a curated record.
AUGUUGUGGUCUGAUUUUCUCAUUCACUCCUUACCAGGUCAACCAGGCGGCCCUCUGCUAGCCCAACAUGCCGGAUUAAUCCCAAUUAAUGAGUCAUUAAACCAAUCUUUAUUUUUCUGGCACUUUGAUCGAGUGGAAGCACCUCAACUUAAUGAACCGGACAAAACCCUUAUCUGGUUGAACGGCGGACCGGGAUGUAGUUCACUCGACGGAGCCUUGAUAGAGCUUGGCCCUUAUCGCCUCAACUCAGACGGCACCCUUCGGCCAAAUGAAGGAUCUUGGAAUCAAAAUCUAAAUUUAUUGUUCCUUGAUCAGCCCGUAGGCACGGGUUUUAGUUCAGUAGGAGCUGGCAUUCUACAGACCGAGCUACCAGAAGUUACUACAAAUUUUAUGACUUUUAUCUUAAAUUUUGCCGAGUUAAAUCCUGCGUUCCAAAAUACAGAGAUAUGGCUAGGCGGCGAGUCUUUCUCUGGCCAAUACUUACCUUACUUCGCAGAUGCCAUUAUCAGACAUAAUAUCGGAAACAGCACGUUCCCACUUCGACUGGGUGGUGUACUAGCUGGAAAUGCGUACAUCGACCCCGCUUCUCAUUAUUUUGCCCUUCUUCCAUCCGCUGCCGAACAAAAUCUUCUGCAUCCAUCACCCAGCGCUCAGGCGCGCCUCCGUCGUCAGGAAACACUCUGUCGAAUAUCGCUCGACGCUAAUCCACACCAUAUUAGCUAUCGAGAUUGUGAAUUGAUAAUGUGGGGGAUUCUCACUGAGUCCCAACGCAAUGGUACUAGAGGUUCUUUAGAAUGUUACAACCAGUACGACACCCGACUUUAUGAUGAAUGGCCAGCUUGCGGCUCCAACUGGCCACCUGAUGUUAGUCUCACGAAGCAAUGGCUGCGCCGAACCGAUGUACGGAGAGCGCUAAAUGUUCCGGACACAGUUGGCGAAUGGGACGAGUGUCGGGGUAGUGUUUCGAAAGCUAUGUUGCUGAAAACGUCCCAUCCGAGCAUUGAUUUCCUCCCAAGCAUUCUAGCACAUGUUCCGGUCGUUCUAUACUCAGGAAGCGCUGACCUCAUCGUCAAUCAUAUUGGAACGGAAAUGAUGAUAGCUAAUAUGGAGUGGAAUGGCGAAGUUGGAUGGAAUCUGGAUAUUCAUAGUAGUAAUAUUCAUCCACAUGUGUGGUUGCUGGAAGACGGAAGUCCUGGUGGGACAGUUCAGGUGGCACGAAACCUGACAUAUGUUAUUGUCGAUGAUGCUAGUCAUAUGGUUCCCUUUGAUCAGCCGUUGAAAGCCCGAGAUAUGGCAUAUGGUGCUCUUGGUGUGAGAAAUCGCACUCUCUGGAAUUUACAACAAGAACCAAAGUUGCCUUCAAAAACUGGAUCCAGGUAUGAGGUAGAGUUUGUGCCUGUGUGGUUAUCAAGUAGCAUGACCUUGGGCUGUAUCUUUAGUGGGUUUACCUUGUCCUUAAUGUGCUUAAGUUUAUUUCUAUGA